Leguminivora glycinivorella is the source of this 1461-nucleotide messenger RNA. RefSeq lists its product as uncharacterized. Gene Ontology annotation, molecular function: serine-type endopeptidase activity. The coding region runs from base 47 to 1402 and encodes 451 amino acids. Gene Ontology annotation, biological process: proteolysis. The transcript is spliced from 10 exons. NCBI's taxonomy places the organism in Eukaryota, Metazoa, Arthropoda, Insecta, Lepidoptera, Tortricidae. The record is from RefSeq and is a predicted model, not a curated record.
AUAUCAAAUAUGGCACGUUUGGUAUCUACACUAUUUUUCAUCUAAAAUGUUGAGUUUGUAUUUCCUUGUUUUAGGUUUCAGUAAAUCUUACUCAGGCACAAUUCCCUCCCCAGCUCCUAUCACAAACGCAACACUAGAGAAAGCGGCAGAAAUUUUAAAAGAUGCUAGACGUAUCUUCAAAGGCAAAGACGUUUUUGACACUAGGCCAUACAUGGUGUACUUGCGGCCUACCUCUACCCACAAUGAUUUGGCGGACGAAAAUUGGUUAUGCGGUGGCGUUAUUAUCCAUGAGAAUUAUAUACUGACAUCCGCAGCGUGCAUCGAAGACGUCAAAUACUUUUAUAUAGUCUCUGGGACGCAUAGGUGGUUACCACCAGCACAGACAAAUGACUGUAUUAAAAACGGCGCCUUACGAGCCGUUUGGAAAUGUGUUCAUAGAACAUAUCGGUUUGAUGGACAAGUGUUUAACAACAUUCGUUGGAUGGUGAAUGACAUAGCAGUUGUCAUGACGGAGGCCCCGAUUUCCUUCCAAAGACGUGUGAAAGGUUGCGAUUUUGUCCCACAGAUGAUCCGUUUCAAUAAUAUAUCUCAAGAGUUUGAGAAACCCGGAACUCGGGGUUUCAUUGCCGGAUGGGGUUCUUUAAAUGAAUUCACUGACGCAGUAGACAUUUUAGCCCGCACCAGUGUCAAUUCCCGUAUACUGCAGGAAGCGGAGACCAUGAUCAUAACCAAGGAUACUUGCAAGAAUCGCUGGAACCCACGGUACCACAAUAUCAUCCAACACUACAUGAUCUGUGGAAAGCAGGGCCGUGCCGGCGACAUGCGCGAAGGUUGUAUGGAUAAUCAAGUGGACUGCAGACAGCUGAUAUACUCAGAGGAGGAGGGACCUCGAGUUAGAAGAUUCGAGAGGAAUCCCGUUAAGCUCCUUCUACAUUCUGCAGCUGUAGUAAGAAAAAGGGCGAGAGAAAGAAAAAAUUCGAGACGAAACAGUUACCGAGAGAGAUUUGGAGGGUUUUGCGAAAAUGACCAUGGUGGUCCGUUGGUGGUCGGGCUCGGAUCUGCGUCAAUGGUAAUUGGCGUUAUAUCAACGUACAGGGUGGAAAACAAAUCAAAACUUUGCUUCGGACCUUUUCUUUUUACCAGUGUAUACAAUAACAGACAUCUCAUCCAUUGCGCCGUCUUCAAAUCUGAAUCAGACGAUUGUGCGGCUGUGUUACGAGAUCAUUCUAGUGUUCUCGAAGAGGAGAGUUUUGAUUGGGAAAACUUCACAGUCAGGCCUAGAACGGUUUACGAAGGCGAGGAAGAGGACGAGAAAGAACCGGUACUUCGCAGUGGAAAAGACAUUUCGAACGACACAAGAGGCGACAACCAGAAACACAGUGCUACACGAACACCGCCAUAAAAAAAUCAAAGUAUUGUUUAGCAGUACAAUAUAAGUAAUAAAAUACAUUUAUAUUAUAA